CAGUCCCGGUGCCCGCGAGCAGGGCCAUGGCCGCGCUGGUGCCCGUGGGUGGCGCCGGCGACAUGCAGGGCUGUUUGGUGCAGCUCCACGGCGCGCUGCGGGACCCGGACCCGAGCAGCGCCGCUCUGCGCGGCUACAACCUGGUGCGCAGCAUCGGGGAGGCCUGCGUCACCCGCAUGGGGGACAGCGCCCAGGCCUUGCAGUCUUCGUUAGUGUUUUCCAAAGACCAAGGAUUACUUGUGUUUAUCCGCAAAUCUCUCAGUAUUGAGGAGUUUCGGGAUUGCAGAGAAGAAGCCUUAAAAUUUCUGUGUACCUUUCUGGAAAAGAUUGGUCAGGGAGUUCAUCCAUAUGCUUGUGAUAUUAAGCAAACUUGUAUAAGUGUUUAUACAAAAGAUAAGAUGGCCAAAUGUAAAAUCCCAGCUCUGGAGCUUCUGAUUAAGUUGCUUCAAAAUGUUCAGUGUUUCAGUCUGGAAGAAUUAAAAGUUGGAGAAAUCUUUAACAAAUUCUAUGGUGAACUUGCUGGAAAAAGUAGGGUGCCUGACACAGUGUUGGAAAAGAUAUAUGAGCUUCUGGGAGUCUUGGGAGAAGUCCAACCUAGUGACAUGCUUGACAAUUCUGAAAAGUUAUUCCGAGCUUACGUGGGAGAGCUCAAAACACAGAUGACAUCAGCUACAAGGGAGCCCAAACUACCAGUAGUAGCAGGGUGUCUGAAAGGACUGACUGCACUGCUAUAUAACUUUACUAAAUCCAUGGAAGAAGAUCCACGCACUUCAAAGGAGAUAUUUGAUUUUGCGGUGAAGGCAAUCAAUCCACAGGUUGACCUAAAGCGAUAUGCAGUACCCCUAGCUGGCUUGCGCAUGUUCAGCCUGCAUGCUGCUCAGUUUGGCACCUGUCUUCUGGAUAACUAUGUCAUGCUGUUUGAAGUGAUGUCCAAAUGUUGUGGCCACACAAAUGUAGAUCUGAAGAAAGCUGGUCAUUCAGCCCUAGAUUCAGUUCUUAAACAGAUUUCUCUGAUGGUGGCUAAAGAUGCAGAAAUGCACAAAAGCAAGCUGAAGUUCUUCAUGGAGCAGUUUUAUAGCAUCAUCAGAAAAAUGGAUUCGAGCAAUAAAGAGCUGUCUAUUGCCAUUCGUGGAUAUGGUCUUUUUGCAGCGCCUUGUAAAGCUAUCAAUUCUAAGGAUGUUGAUAUCAUGUAUGUUGAGCUUCUUCAGCGCUGUAAACAAAUGUACCUCACUGAAGCAGAGACAGCAGAUGACAAUGUGUAUCAGCUACCAAGUUUCCUUCAAUCCAUUGCAAGUGUAAUAUUCCACCUUGAUACACUUCCCGAAGUAUACACUCCAGUUCUUGAACACCUAAUUGUGAUGCAGAUAGAUAGCUUUCCACGGUAUAGUGAAAAAAUGCAACCAGUCUGUUGCAAAUCUAUAGUAAAGGUUUUUCUAGCCCUGGCAGGAAAAGGACCAGUUCUCUGGAAUUUUAUCAGCACUGUGGUGCAUCAGGGUUUAAUCAGAGUCUGCUCCAAGCCAAUCGUGUUUUCAAGGGAAUUUGAUGGGAAAGGAGCUUCUAAAUCAGAAGAGCCCCCAACAGUUGGAGAGGUCAGAACAGGAAAAUGGAAAGUACCGACAUAUAGGGACUAUCUGGAUCUUUUUAGAAGUCUUCUGAACUGUGAUGCAAUGAAGGAGUCUGUUUUUGCAGAUGAAAACUUUCUGACAAUAAAUUCACCCCUGCAGUCUCUGAAUCGUUUAUUGUAUGAUGAACUUAUAAAAUCUAUAUUGAAGAUUAUUGAAAAAUUGGACCUGACAGUUCAGAAACUGACUGUUAGUGAACAGGGUGAAAGUGAGUCUGGUGGUGUUAUGAUCAUACCGUCUUGUGAUCCAGCUUCAAACCUUCAGCCAACCAAGCCUACAGAUUUUAUUGCAUUCAUUAAUCUAGUGGAAUUCUGCAGAGAAAUACUGCCAAAGAAGCAUCUUGACUAUUUUAAGCCAUGGGUGUAUUCCUUUGGUUAUGAGGUUAUUAUACAAUCAACAAGGCUACCUCUUAUUAGUGGAUUCUACAAAUUGCUCUCUGUUGUAAUGAAAAUUGUCAAGAAAACAAAAUAUUUUGAGGAUUUAAGUCCUGGGACUCAGAGAAAAUAUCCUGAAGACCCUGAGAAGAGCUCUUGCUUUGCAUUAUUUGCAAAAUUUGGAAAAGAGGUGGCAGCAAGAAUGAAACAGUACAAAGAUGAGUUGUUAGCAUCUUGUCUGACAUUUGUGCUCUCCUUACCUCAUGACAUCAUUAUGCUGGAUAUCAAAGCUUACAUUCCUGCAUUGCAGAAUGCGUUUAAGUUGGGUCUCAGCUAUACCCCUAUCGCUGAUGUGGCUCUGAAUGCUCUAGAAGACUGGUCCUCUCACAUUCCCAAAAACAUAAUGCAGCCUUACUACAAAGAUGUCUUACCUCUUCUUGAUGGCUAUUUGAAGACUGCUACGUCACCAGAUGAGUUCCAGAAUAAUUGGGAAGUGAAGAAGCUUUCUCGGGCAGUCCAGAAAGGAUUUAACAAAGUUGUGAUACAACGUCUGAGAAAAGCAAAGACCCUUUCACUGAAUGAAGAUCUUUCUUUGGAGGCAGUGAGAACUAGAGUGGUACAGCUUCUUGGUUCUUUGGGAGGUCAGGUCAACCGAAACUUAGUUACAGCUGCUUCUGAAGAAGAAAUGAUGAAGAAAUUUGUGUCCUGGGACAGUGAGAAACUCCUGAACUUCGCUGUGCCUUUUGUAGACAUGAAGCCAGUUAUUUACCUGGAUGUAUUCUUGCCUCGUGUGACUGAACUUGCUCUCUCUGCUAGUGACCGGCAGACUAAAGUUGCAGCAUGUGAACUCUUACAUGGCUUAGUUAUGUUCAUGUUGGGGAAAGCAUCUCAAAUGCCAGAAGGACGUCAAGGUUCCUCACCCAUGUAUCAGCUCUAUAAACGAACAUUUCCUGUAUUGCUUUGUCUUGCCUGUGAUGUAGACCAGGUGACAAGACAGUUGUAUGAACCUUUAGUCAUGCAACUUAUUCACUGGUUCACCAACAACAAAAAGUUUGAAAGUCAAGAUACGGUGGCAUUGUUGGAAGCUAUUUUGGAUGGGAUAGUGGAUCCUGUUGACAGCACUUUACGAGAUUUCUGUGGUCAGUGCAUUCGAGAAUUUCUGAAGUGGUCCAUUAAACAGACAACACCACAGCAGCAAGAGAAAAGUCCAGUGAAUACCAAAUCUCUCUUCAAGCGACUCUACAGCCUUGCUCUUCACCCAAAUGCGUUCAAGAGACUGGGAGCAGCACUUGCUUUUAACAACAUUUAUAGAGAAUUUAGGGAAGAAAAUUCCUUGGUGGAGCAGUUUGCAUUUGAAGCAUUAGUUGUAUUUAUUGAAAGCCUGGCCUUAACCCAUACAGAUGAGAAAUCACUAGGUACAACUCAGCAGUGCUGUGAUGCCAUUGACCACCUGAAGCGCAUAAUUAAGCACAAAGCACCUUCCCUAAACAAGGCAGAAAAACGGCGGUUACCACGAGGAUUUCAACCUGCAGAAUCACUGUGCCUGUUGGACAUUGUCAUGUGGUUGAUGGUGCAGUGUGGACGACCUCAGACCGAGUGCCGACAUAAAUCCAUGGAGCUCUUUUAUGAGUUUGUUCCUCUGUUACCAGGAAAUAAGUCCCCGUCUUCUUGGCUGGGUGAUGUUCUGGAAAAACAGGACAGCUCUUUCCUUAUUAACAAAUUUGAAGGAGGUGGCAAUCGGGAUGACAAUCUGUGUGGGAUCCUUUCCCACCCAACUCUCCGUCACCUGCAGGAGCCCUUUAGUGUGCGGGCUGUUGUGCAGUGGAUGGAUAUGUUUUUAGCCGCUUUGGACUGCUACAAUACGUUCAUUGAGCAGAGAAUGUUCAAACCUGAAAAUGUACUAGGUACAAAUUCUUCGUUCUUGAGAGCUGUGGAGUUCUUCCUUGAAACUAUUGCAUUACAUGAUAUACAUGCAGCGGAACAGUGCUUUUACACUGAGUCAAAAGGCAGCGUGUUCAGUCCACAAGAAAGAGAAGAGUACAAUUACAGCAAAUGUACAAUUGUAGUCCGAAUUAUUAGGUUUGUCAGCAUGAUCCUGGAGACCUGUCAACAAGAUUUCUGGAAGCUGCUUGAGAAGGAAUUGCUUAAUUUGAAUCUGAUAGAACUCUUAGUGGUGACAGUGUGUGAUCCAUCAGCUGUGGGCUUUAACACAGCUGACGUUCAAGUCAUGAAAAAUCUCCCAGAUAAUACAGUGAGACUCGUGAAAGCUUUGGCAAAAUCUCCCUAUAAAGCAUCUUUGGAGCUAAGCAUAAAGAAAAGAAUAACAUCGCACAGCAUUCAGGAACUUUGUUCAGUUGAUCUGUAUGAUCCAGAUGCUUGUUUUGAUCGUGUUAGAAUUAGCUCCAUCCUAUCUGCAUGCAAACAGCUCCACAAGGCUGGAGUGCUUCAUUCUGUGCUGCAGUCUCAGGGUUCAGGACUUCAUUUCACAGUUGGCUGUCAACUUCUGUCAGUUGUUUACAAAGGGAUUGCACCAGGGGAUGAGAGAAAAUGUCUACCAUCAUUGGAUAUCAGCAGCAAGCGACUGGCUGAUGGACUCCUACAGCUGGCCUUUGCUUUUGGUUGCCAGAGUGAAGAACUGGUGAAUCUGAUGUUGAAUACAGUGAUGUUAUCUGUACCAGUCUGUGAAGCAGCACCGAGGAAUCUGCUCAGCUUCUGCCACGGAGAGUAUUUCUACAACUUGUUCUCAGAAACCAUUAAUCACGAACUGCUGAAGAACCUUGAUGUGGCCAUACUUCAUCUUAUGAAAUCAGCUGUGGACAAUCCCAGAAUGGUGGGUACCAUUCUGAAUGGUAUGUUAGAUCAAAGCUUUAAAGAGCGUGCUGUAUGCAAGCAGCAGGGAAUGAAGCUAGUGACUGCAAUCCUCAGGAAUUGGAUGAGACUUGACACCUGGUGGGCCAAAGAUUCUGCUCCUGAGAGUAAAAUGGCUGUGUUGACCCUGCUGGCCAAAGUUCUGCAGGUGGACUCUUCCGUUUCUUUUAAUACAAAACAUGAGGCAUUUUUUGCUGUUUUUAAUACCUAUACUAGCUUGCUUGUUGAUCAGAAUUUGGGUCUAAAUCUAAAGAGUCAAGCAGUGAUUAUCCUGCCAUUCUUCACUAAUCUGACUGGAGAAAGGCUUAAAGAGCUAAAGGAUGCUCUUGACCAACUUGUAGCCUUCAAUUUUCCCAUGAAAUCUGAUGAGUUCCCCAAGGGAACCCUGAGAUAUAACAACUAUGUGGACUGCACUAAAAAGUUUCUAGAUGCUCUGGAAUUAUCUCAGAGUCCUAUGCUGUUACAGCUGAUGACAGAAAUCCUGUGUAGGGAUCAUAGACACUUCAUGGAGGACUUGUUUCAAACCAGCUUCAGAAGAAUUGCCAAAAGGAGUGACUGCAGCAAACAAGUGGUGCUCUUAGACACUGUGUACAACAUGUUCCAGAGUGAAUCCCUUCUUUCAAAUGUCACACGUCAAGCCUUUUUGGAUCGCUCUCUCCUCACACUCCUGUUACACUGCAGCCUGGAUGCACUGAAAGAAUUCUUCAGCAAGAUUGUAGUGGAAGCCAUGGAUACACUCAAGUCCAGAUUUACAAAGUCAAAUGAAACAGUUUUUAAUACACAAGUCAUCAAGAAAAUGGGGUAUUAUAAGAUCCUGGAAGUGCUGUAUUCACGUCUCUCAAAAGAGCAUGUUCACUCGAAGGACUCUCAAAUUAACCAGGCUUACCAGGGCACCACAAAUGUAGAAGGGAAUGAACUUACCAAGAUGCUAAUCAAGUCUUGCUAUGAUGCAUUUACAGAAAAUAUGGCAGGUGAGAGUCACCUUUUGGAAAAGAGGAGAGAGUAUCAUUGUGCUGCUUAUAACUGUGCCAUUGCUGUCAUCAGUUGCGUCUUCACUGAAACUAAAUUCUACCAGGGCUUCCUUUUCACCGAAAAACCAGAAAAGAACUUGCUCAUUUUUGAAAACUUGAUAGAUCUGAAGCACCAGUAUUCUUUUCCUGUAGAAAUUGAGGUGCCAAUGGAAAGGAAGAAAAGGUAUAUUGCCAUUAGGAAGGAAGCCAGGGAUGCAGUAAAUGGUGAUCCAGAUGAGCCUCAGUAUUUGCCUUCUGCAUCCUAUAUGGUAGACAGCAGUCUCAGUGAGGAGAUGAGUCAGUUUGAUUUCUCCACUGGAGUCCAAAGUUUUUCUUAUAACACGCAAGACCCAACAGCUGCUAGUGCUCGUUUCAGGAGAAAGGAAUCCACUGAGUCCAUGGUUCUAGAUGAUGAAAUGGAACUCGAGAUGGAUGAGCUCAAUCAACAUGAAUGUAUGACAGCUAUGACAACCCUGAUUAAACAUAUGCAGAGAAAUCAGAUAACACCCAAAGUAGAUGAGGGGGCAGUUCCAGUAGCCCUUCCUCCAUGGAUGAAGUUCCUGCAUAGCAAAUUGGGGAACCCAUCAGUACCAUUAAACAUUCGCCUCUUCUUAGCAAAACUUAUUGUUAAUACUGAGGAGGUUUUCCGACCUUAUGCAAGGCAUUGGCUUGGUCCCUUGUUGCAACUUGUUGUUUCUCGGGAUAAUGGAGGAGAGAGGAUUCAUUACAUGGUGGUGGAAAUAGUAGUUACUCUGCUUUCUUGGACUAAUGUAGCUUCUCCCAAAGGGAAUGUUAAAGAUGAAAUCCUCGCUAAUCGAUUGCUUGAAUUCUUGAUGAAGAAUGCAUUUCACCAGAAAAGAGCAGUGUUCAGACACAACUUGGAAAUUAUAAAGACAGUUGUGGAGUGCUGGAAAGAUUGUCUCACUGUACCUUACAGGUUAAUAUUUGAACAGUUUUCUGGAGGAGAUCCUGAAACAAAAGACAACUCAGUAGGAAUUCAACUGUUAGGCAUUGUUCUUGCUAAUAACUUGCCUCCCUAUGACCCAAAAUGUGAAAUAGAUAGUACAAGGUAUUUUCAGGCUCUGGUCAAUAACAUGGCUUUAUUAAAAUAUAAGGAAGUCUAUGCAGCUGCAGCAGAAGUGUUGGGACUUACUCUUCGAUACAUUGCUGAGAAGGAAAAUAUAACUGAGGGUCCAAUUUAUGACUGUGUUGUAAAGCAAUUAAAACAGCAUCAAAACACCAAGGAAGACAAGUUUAUUCUCUGCUUGAAUAAAGUAGUGAAGAAUUUUCCUCCUGUGGCUGACAGGUUUAUAAAUGCUGUGUUCUUUCUGUUACCGAAACUUCAUGGUGUGCUGAAAACUUCUUGUUUGGAAGUGGUGAUGUGCCGUGCAGAAGAGAUAACUGAUCUCUACUUACAGUUAAAGAGCAAAGAUUUUUUGCAGGUCAUGAAUCGCAGAGAUGAUGAGAGGCAGAGAGUGUGUUUGGAUAUAAUAUACAAGAUGCUUUCUAAGCUAAAACCACUGGAACUAAGAGAACUUCUGCCUGGAGUAACAGGGUUUAUCUCUCACCCUUCUCCAGUUUGUCGAGAGCGCACGUAUGACAUCAUGAUGUGGAUUUAUGAUAACUACAGGAAUUCAGAAAGUCAAGCUGAUGAGGAUUCUCAGGAAGUGUUUAAAGUGGCAAAAGAAAUGCUGAUACAGGGCCUAACUGAUGAGAUCUCUGAAUUACAAUUAGUUGUUAGAAAUUUUUGGAGUGAUGAAACUAGGUUACCUACAAAUACUCUUGACCGUAUGUUGGCUUUGCUAAAUUCUUUAUAUUCUACCAAGACUGAAACCCAGUACCUGAGCUUAGCCACAAAUUUUCUGCUUGAAAUGACCAGCAAGAGUCCAGAUUAUUCCAGAAAAAUAUUUGAGCAUCCACUUUCUGAAUGUAGAUUUCAGGACUUCAUAAUUGAUUCCAACUGGCGUUAUCGAAGUACUAUUCUCACCCCAAUGUUUGUGGAGACUCAGGCUUCCCAGAGUGCCAGCAGGAAGAGGUCACAGGAAGGGUCCCUGUCAACUCCUGGAUCACUAGGUGCUCAAGUGAGGGCUACUCAGCAGCAAUAUGAAUUUACACCUACGCAGAACAUGAGUGGUAGAAAAUCUUUUAAUUGGCUAACUGGAAGCAGCAUUGACACUUUGACAGAAUAUACAGUUCCCUCAUCCUCUGAAUCCUUAUCUUCAUCCAUGCUGUUUGUUAACAAGCGAAGUGAAAAGUCACAGAGAGGAACCUUGAAACCAGUGGGGCCCAAUUUUGGGAAGAAAAAAUUGGGCUUGCCUGGAGAUGAGGUUGACAGCACUACUAAAGAUAUAAAUGAACGGGCAGAAAUCCUAAGGCUGCAGAGGCGUUUCUUGAAGGACCAAGAGAAACUCAGCGUGAUUUAUGCAAGGAAAGGUGUAGCUGAACAGAAACGAGAAAAGGAGAUUAAAAGUGAGCUGACAAUGAAACGUGAUGCCCAGGUCACUUUGUACAGAAGUUACCGACAAGGAGACCUUCCUGACAUCCAGAUUGAAUACAGCAGCCUCAUCACUCCAUUGCAGGGUGUGGCCCAGAGAGAUCCAACACUAGCCAAGCAGCUCUUCAGCAGUUUGUUUAGUGGAAUUCUAAAAGAAAUGGAAAAUUCUAAAAGUCCUUCUGAAAAAAACCACAUUGUCCAGAAGCUGCUGCAGAACUUCAAUGACUUCCUGAGUAUAAGUGUUUCUUACUUCCCACCAUUCAUAUCCUGCAUCCAGGAAAUGAGUUACCAGCACAAAGAGCUCCUAGACAUUGAUUCAGCCAGUGUGAGCACCAGCUGCUUAGCCAGUUUACAGCAACCAGUGGGCAUCUUGCUUCUAGAACAGGCUCUAAUUCAUCUUUCCCCUAUAGAAGAACCACCAGCCAAAAGGAUGUGUGGAAGAACAGAACUUUCUCCAGAUGUGAUCAGAUGGAUUGAACUUGCUAAGCUGUAUCGAUCUGUUGGAGAUUAUGAUGUUCUUCGUGGUAUUUUCAGUGGGAGGAUUGGAACUAAAGAAAUUACACAGAAAGCACUGUUAGCAGAGGCAAAAAGUGAUUAUGUUGAAGCAGUUAAACAAUAUGAUGAGGCUCUCUCCAAACAAGACUGGUCCGAUGGUGAACCAAGUGAAGCAGAGAGAGAUUUCUGGGAACUUGCAUGUCUUGAAUGCUAUGACCAUCUGACAGAAUGGAAAUCACUGGAAUGCUGUUCCACUUCAAAUAUUGAUAGCAAACAACCUCCAGACCUAAACAAAACAUGGAAUGAUCCAUUCUUUCAGGAAACGUAUCUGCCAUAUAUAAUACGUAGUAAGCUGAAGUUACUGCUUCAUGGGGGCAGUGACCAGUCCCUGCUGACUUUCAUUGAUGAGGCUAUGAAGAUAGAACAACGAAAAGCCCUCAUAGAAAUGCAUUACAGCCAAGAACUGAGUCUUCUUUACAUCCUGCAGGAUGAUUUUGACAGAGCCAGAUAUUACAUCAGCAAUGGCAUGCAAGUCUUCAUGCAGAAUUACUCAAGUAUUGAUGCUUUGUUACACCGAAGUCGACUAACCAAACUGCAGUCUGUCCAAGCUUUGACAGAAAUACAGGACUUCAUUAAUUUUAUGAGAAACCCAAGUAACUUAGCUUCUCAAGCUUCCCUUAAGAGACUUCUCAGAAUUUGGACAAGCAGAUAUCCAGAUGCUAAAAUGGACCCUAUGAACAUCUGGGAUGAUAUCAUUACAAACCGGUGUUUCUUUCUUGACAAAAUUCAGGAGAAACUUCUUAAUGUCCAAGCUGAUGACACUAUGGAGGUGGAUGGAGCAGGAGACUUUGGUGACAAAAUGGAGGUGGAUCAGCAAGAAGACAGCAUUCACUCAAUGAUUAGAAGCUGCAAAUUCAAUAUGAAAAUGAAGAUGAUAGAGAGUGCCCGAAAGCAGAACAUCUUUGCAGUUGCUAAGAAGCUUCUGAAGGAUCUGCAGAGGGAAUCUAGAACCAGAGACAGCUGGCUAGUGAGAUGGAACCACAGCUAUUGCCGUGUCAGCCACAGUUCCUGUCAGAGCCAGAGUAGCCCUCAAAAAAUACUCACAGUGUUGAAAACUGUCUCCUUACUGGAUGGGACUGUGCCUGACCACCUGAGCAAGAGCAUAGAGGUCUUGCGUAAUCAGUAUCUUCUCCUGGGUACCACUUACCGCAUUAUGGCUGUUGCCCUUAGCAAGGAUCCACGGUGUCUUGAGAAACUCGAGGAAGAUAAAGUUAGAAAAGUCUCAAUGCUUUCUGGAGAGAAGCCUGACAGUCCAGAAAAGGUGAUUGCAAGUCUGAACAAGCGGGCUUUCCAGUACUUCAGCGAUGCAGUGAGGAAAGCUGAAGAAGAAAUGCAGUCUCGCACCAUGGAGCAUGUAGACCUGACUGGAGUGAUAGAUGCUUACCUGACUUUGGUUGAUUUCUGUGACAAGCACCUACAUAAAGAGGAAGAAGGCUUAUCUGAUAUUGGUGCAGUGGAUCUGCAGACGUUCCCAGCUAUUGUAGUGGAGAAGAUGAUAAAAGCUUUAAAAUUGAAUUCCAGGGAAGCCAGGCUAAAAUUUCCCAGGCUGCUGCAAAUAAUAGAGAGGUAUCCGGCAGAGACCCUAAGUCUAAUGGCACGAGAGGUUAGUUGCUUCUGUUUCAAGAGCACAAAAUUGUAUUGUAAAUAUACUGACGCUAGUACAUACAGAGUGGAAGACAGUACUGAACUGAAGAUAGACCAGAAAGGUGUCAGGGAGACAAAUGCGCUUGGUUUCCUCCAGAAACUAAGAAUAUACUUGUGGAAAAUGAGAAAGUUAUACUGUGCAAACAACAUAGUAUGUACUGUGCUUAGUUACAGGGAAAGCAUAGAAAAACUGAUAGCUGAAACUACUACAGAUCUGUUAUAUGUAGUUUCAGAUGUAACAGAUCUUUUCAUUUAUUUCUAUCUGUCCAUGAGUUGUGUAGAAUACUGUUUGUCCAAACCUUGUGUAGGAGAGGAUCUGGACCACUUGACUGAGAAUAUGCUGAUGGCAGUUUUUUUGUGGGACUGUUCUGUUGAUUUUCUUUGCAGGAUAAAAAGUAAAUUGGACAGAGGAGGAGUGAUUCAAGAUUUUGUUCAGGCUCUGGAACAGCUUUCAAACCCUGAGAUGCUCUUCAAGGAUUGGGUUGAUGCUGUGAGAAAUGAGUUGGGAAAAGCUCAGAAAAAUAAGGCCAAGCUUAAAGAAAUGUAUGAAGUAAUGUAUGGGAACCUAGGAAACUUGCAGGCUUCAGGUCUUGGAUUGUUCAGAAGGAGAUUUAUUCAGGCUUAUGGGAAGGAGUUUGACACUCAGUUUGGGAAAGGAGGUUCAAAACUGUUAGAUAUGAAGGACAAUGAAUUCUACAAGAUUGUAAAUGCUCUUCUUGCAAAAAUGAGAGAUGGCCAGAAAGAACCUGGAAAUCUGAAAGAAUAUUCACCUUGGUUGAGCGAGUUUAAAGCUGAAUUCCGGAGGAAUGAACUGGAGAUCCCUGGUCAGUAUGAUGGUAAAGGGAAACCAUUGCCAGAAUACCAUGCAAAAAUAUCAGGAUUUGAUGAACGAAUCAAAGUAAUGGAGUCCCUGAGGAAACCAAAGCGUAUAAUCAUCCGAGGCAGUGAUGAACGGGAGUAUCCCUUCCUUGUCAAAGGUGGUGAAGAUCUCCGUCAGGACCAGCGCAUAGAGCAGCUCUUUGAUGUUAUGAAUAUUAUCCUUUCCCAAGAUGCUUCCUGUAGCCAAAGGAAUAUGCAGAUAAAAACCUACCAAGUCAUACCCAUGACAACCAGGUUAGGACUGAUUGAAUGGCUACCAAAUACCUGGACCUUAAAGAACUUCCUUCAAAAUAACAUGUCAGAAGAAGAAAAAGCUGAAUAUUGCAGUGAGAAAGGACCUUUGUUUGCCUAUAACGAAUGGCUGUCUAAGAUGGCUGGUGGGAAGAUGGAAGAUAUUGCACGUUAUAUGCCUAUGUACAAAAGAGCCAGUCGUACGGAAACAGUCAUGUCUUUCAGAAACAGAGAAAACUGUGUUCCAGAAGACCUGUUAAGGAGAGCCUUUGUUAAAAUGAGUACAGCUCCUGAGGCCUUUCUGUCUCUGCGCUCCCAUUUUACCAGUUCUCAUGCACUGAUUUGCAUCAGCCACUGGAUUCUUGGCAUUGGAGAUAGACAUCUGUCCAACUUUAUGAUUAAUACAGAGACAGGUGGCAUCAUCGGAAUAGACUUUGGAUGUGCAUUUGGUUCUGCCACACAGAUGCUGCCAGUGCCAGAGUUGAUGCCUUUUCGUUUAACACGCCAGUUCAUUAAUCUUAUGUUGCCAAUGAAAGAAUCGGGCCUCAUCUACAGCAUAAUGACACAUGCCUUAAGAGCGUAUCGCAAAGAUCCAGACCUCCUCAUCAACACUAUGGAUGUCUUUGUAAAAGAACCUUCCUUAGACUGGAAGAAUUUUGAACUGAGACUGCUGAAGAAAGGAGGCACGUGGCUAAAGGAAGUAAACACAUCUGAAGUAAACUGGUAUCCUUUGCAAAAAGUCAAUUGUGUCAAAAGAAAGUUAGCUGGUUCCAAUCCAGCAGCAAUUACCUGUGAAGAGCUGCGACUGGGCCACGAAAAGUCACUUGCAUACCGUGAUUAUGUAGCUGUGGCUCGGGGUAGCAGAGAUCAGAACAUCCGAGCCAAAGAACCAGAGGACGGGCUUACAGAAGAGACGCAAGUGAAGUGCCUUAUAGACCAAGCAACAGAUCCCAAUAUUCUUGGCAGAGUUUGGGCAGGAUGGGAAUCCUGGAUGUGAAAGAAAAGAAAGGGCUCCAAGAAUCAAUCCAAUGAGGCCAUGGCCUCAACACUACGACAAAGUUACUGUUGUGAAGUCUGGAACAGAUAUGGAAAACCCAAUAGUUUGUGCUUUGGUUUUUUCUGGUGGUUAAGGAUUGAGGUUCUGCAUUAUACCCUACCCAAAAAAUUAUCUCAUAUUCUCCCCUCCCUCCAAAAGAAAAAAACCCUUCUGUCACCUGUGAAGCAUGCUUAAGGAUAAAAGUUUGGAGGCUUGGCCUGUGUUACUCCAGAACAAGAUGAAAGCUCCUGGAAAUAAGCACAAACCUUGAGUGUUCUUCAAAUGAAUGUUGACAGCUGUCAUGAUUUUAUUAAUGCAGAAGACCUGUUAGAGGAAAAUUAGUGUAUGUAGUCAGCUGAAUGAUAUACCUGAAAGGAGAGAUUUGAAUGGAAUUUUGCAUCACCAAAAUCCUGUAUGUUGAAUCAGCAGCCAGAUAUAUCUGGUAAAUCAUACAGAAUAUAGCACUAGGGUAAUCUUCAGGAGGUACUAAACUACUGUUCAUCUCUCUAUAUUAUAAAAGUUGUAAUAAGUUGAUCUGACAAUGACUGAUUACAGCACAGCCUAUCUUUAAAGGUUUUGAUAAUGUUUUCUGAAUUUUAGAGGUUGUUGAUGCACAUUAAAUUAACUAAAUAAAAAGCAAUUUAUUAAAACCAUUCUUAAAACAGAAAGUUAAAAGCUGGAAGUCAGAAUUGCCAACACAGAAGUGGGCAACAGCAAACUUCCUGCCAUGAAUGAUCUAGCAGAGGCCAGCAUUCUUUUACUCUUAGCCUAUAGCAUGGAGCAUCUAUGAUAAGAACUUUUACAGGUAGUCUCUGAACCAAGCAAAUUUUGGCAAAAUGAUAGGGGAAGGGAAAUGAAAUGUGUGUAAA
Gavialis gangeticus (Gharial) is the source of this 13582-nucleotide messenger RNA. RefSeq names its product protein kinase, DNA-activated, catalytic polypeptide (gene PRKDC). Gene Ontology annotation, molecular function: DNA-dependent protein kinase activity; protein binding. Bases 27 to 12674 code for a protein of 4215 amino acids. The record is from RefSeq and is a predicted model, not a curated record. The transcript has 88 exons. NCBI's taxonomy places the organism in Eukaryota, Metazoa, Chordata, Crocodylia, Gavialidae. Gene Ontology annotation, biological process: double-strand break repair via nonhomologous end joining; immunoglobulin V(D)J recombination; telomere maintenance. Gene Ontology annotation, cellular component: nucleus.